Messenger RNA from Drosophila bipectinata, 1139 nucleotides. RefSeq lists its product as uncharacterized. NCBI's taxonomy places the organism in Eukaryota, Metazoa, Arthropoda, Insecta, Diptera, Drosophilidae. Gene Ontology annotation, molecular function: RNA binding. The record is from RefSeq and is a predicted model, not a curated record.
UACAUUUAAAAAAUAUGUCGUUCCAAAAGUUUGGUAUUUGUGAAUUUAUUUCGAGAUGUAUCCCAGAGGAAAGUUCAUUCCGCAGCCUGCUGACCUAAGCCUACCUCUACCUAUAAUCGUGGCUCGUGGCAUGCGUCAUAAAAAAUAGUAAAAAUCAAAAAAAUAAUAUUAGAUGCAAUACCUUUGUGUGCUACUGGUGGCAGUGGUGGGUUGCUACCUGGUGGGUAUAAAAGUGAGUGCUGGGCCGGCAGUGGAUUCAUUGGACAAGUGUCGAGCGGCGCGUGCGCAACAGAUCUCCGAGGAAAAGUCAUUCAAGACCACACACAGGCGACCACAACAUGAAGUGCUCUUUCAUAAUAAUCGCAUUCAGCCUGGUGCUGACCGUCUGUGCCGAGGAUGCGGCGGACGCUGACCUGGAGCAGGUGGCGUCCGCAUCAGCCCCAGCAGCUGUGGCGGUGACAGCGACGGAGGACCAGGUGGGCGCCGCCAGCAGCUACGCCCCGCUGCAGGAAAAGAAGCAGGAGAAGCGCUAUGUUGGUGGAUACGGUGGCUAUGGGGCAGGAUACGGAGCAGGAGCCGGAUACGGCGGCGGAUACGGAGGCUAUGGCUCGGCCCUCGGAGCAGGCUACGGAGGAGCCUAUGGCAGUGGAGUGGGCGUUGAUAGCUACUACAACCCCUAUGGCUCGCGAUCAUUGGCUGGAUUGGACGGCUCUCUGGCCGGAUAUGGAGGAUACGGCUCCGCCUUGGGUGGCUACGGAUCGGCUCUGGGCGGCUAUGGAUCAGUCCUGAGCGGCUAUGGCUCCGGCCUGGGCGGAUAUGGAUCCUACAACUCGAACCCCUACGCGCUGUCGUACUACAACUCGCGCUUGGGCGGAGCCGGAACCGGCUAUCCUUACUACAACACCCGCUUCGGAGCCGGAGGCUAUCCUUCCAGCUACUACACAAGCAAUUACGGCAACAGCGUGGUGGGCGGCGGUCUGGGAGCCCUGGGUGGAGUGCCUCCCAUCGGCUCCGGCUACAACUACGGAGCCGGCAUCUCAGGCACCGUCUACUAAACGGAAGACGGACACGGAGACGAUGAAACCAAGCCAAUCCCCAAACGUUCAAUGCCUAAGCUAGUGCAAUUUACUUUUAUUUUA